CAAUGGCUGGCUUACGGCACGAUACCUUUGCCGCAGUCUAGCGUCACAAGCGGUCCAUACUUUUACCUAACCCUUUGUUGGCUGUCAAACUUAAACAUGAGCGGUUUCGACGGUGGCCGUGUGUUCGUUAGUUACCAAGGACAGGAAGCUCCGCGCGAGCCUCUCGAGGAUGGCACCGGCAUACCCGACCAGGACCUGAUUGAGCAUUUCAAGCAGUUCAUUCAGUCUUACCAGAUUGGUACCACGAAGGAUGUCUCUGAGCGACGCCUUUAUGCCGAUGACCUGUACGAGAACCGCACCCACCUGCAUGUGGACCUUAAGGACGUCCGCGCCGCAUCGCACCGGCUGGCGGAUGAGCUGGAGGAGCGGCCCGCGGAGGUGCUGCCGCUGUUUGAGGAGGCUGCCUACAAGGUGCUCCAGGACAAGCUAGCCACGGAUGAGCAAGGCAAGCCGGCGGAGCUGCCAGACGUGCAGAUCCUGCUGUACAGCUCCAUUCCGCUCGCUCAGUCCCAAGCCAUGUCCAUUCGCGACCUGGAGUCCUCCCGCGUCUCAAAGCUGGUGCUGCUCACCGGCAUCAUCACGGCAGCCUCGAAGCCCAGGCACAAGGCCACCUACCUGACCCUCCAGUGCAAGACCUGCCGCGGCUGCAAGCGUGUCAACUGCAAACCGGGCCUGGGCGGUACCUUCAUGCCCGGCUACUGCGACUUGGCGGACCGCCGUGCCCCCGGCGGUGCGGGUGCGGAGGGCUGCGGUCCCAACCCCUUUGUCGUCCUGCCCGAGGGGUCGACUUUCGUUGACCAGCAGACACUCAAGCUGCAGGAGAAGCCCGAGGACGUCCCCACCGGCGAGCUGCCCCGCACUGUGAUGCUGGUUGCGGACCGGCAGUGCUGCAACCAGGUCACUCCGGGCACCCGUGUCACGGUCACCGGCAUCUACAGCACUUACAAGGGCAAGGCCAUGGACAAGGGCGCGGUGUCGUUGCAGCAGCCGUACAUCCGAGUGGUGUCGGUCAUGCAGGAGGCGGGAGACGCGCACAGCCGCUUCAAGUUCACGAAGGAGGAGAUCCAGUCGUUCGAGCAGUUUGCCAAGCAGGACGGGCUGCAUGACGAGAUCUUUGCGCGCAUCGCACCCAACAUUUACGGCUCGGCUGACAUCAAGAAGGCCGUCGCGUGCCUGCUGUUUGGAGGCGCGCGCAAGUCCCUGCCCGACGGCACCAACCGCCGUGGUGACAUCAACGUGCUGCUGCUGGGUGACCCUUCCACUGCCAAGUCGCAAUUCCUCAAGUUUGUGUCGCGAGUGGCGCCCAUUGCCGUCUACACCAGCGGCAAGGGCUCCUCUGCAGCUGGUCUCACGGCCUCGGUCGUUCAGGACGCCAACUCUCGUGAGUUCUAUCUGGAGGGGGGUGCCAUGGUGCUCGCGGACAACGGGGUGGUGUGCAUUGAUGAGUUUGACAAGAUGCGACCCGAGGACCGAGUAGCCAUCCACGAGGCCAUGGAGCAGCAGACGAUCUCGAUCGCCAAGGCCGGCAUCACCACCAUGCUCAAGAGCAGGACCUCGGUGCUGGCCGCCGCCAACCCGCCCUCUGGGAGGUACGACGACCUCAAGACGGCGCAGGAGAACAUUGACCUGCAGUCCACCAUUCUCUCGCGUUUCGACCUCAUCUUCAUCGUCAAGGACUCGCGCGAGCACGACAUGGCCAUUGCACGCCACGUCCUGGACAACCACCGACUGGGUGGGGCCGCGGGCGCGCGUGGCAGGGGCGGCGCGGUGGCAUCGUCUGUGGGUAACAGCACUGGAGGCGGCGGCGAUGCAGGUUCUGGGGGCCAGGAGGCGCAGGAUGUUGAGUUUUUGAAGCGCUACAUCCACUACUGCCGCAGCCAGUGCUCCCCGAGGCUGAACGAGGACGCGGCGAAGCGGCUGGCGGCGUUUUACGUUGAGAUUCGGAAUGAGGCUCGCAACCAGGCCAACGCUUCGGACAGCGACACCCCGCCCGUGCCCAUCACUGUACGGCAGCUCGAGGCGGUGGUCCGUAUCGCGGAGUCGCUAGCCAAGAUGUCGCUACAGCCGGUGGCCACUCUGGAGCAUGUUAACAUUGCGAUUGAGCUGUUCACCAAGUCCACCAUGGACGCUGUAAAGAGCGGCCUCACGCAGGCCGAGCUGGGAGGCGAGCAGCAGUUGGGUCACGUACGGCGGCUAGAGGAGCGCGUCAAGCGGCGGCUGCACAUCGGCGCCUACAUGACCACCAAGCGGCUGCUGGAUGAGAUGGUUGCGCUGGGUGAGCCGGAGAGCCUGGUGCUGCGGGUGCUGCUGACGAUGGCGGCGGCCGGGGACGUCAACCUGACGCGCGAGCGGACCAUGGUGCACCGCCUGCGGUAGAGGGAGA
Molecule: messenger RNA, 2383 nt
Organism: Astrephomene gubernaculifera
Lineage: Eukaryota; Viridiplantae; Chlorophyta; Chlorophyceae; Chlamydomonadales; Astrephomenaceae
Source: the annotation of a GenBank genome assembly